This is a messenger RNA of Dioscorea cayenensis subsp. rotundata (Guinea yam), 2322 nucleotides long. RefSeq lists its product as uncharacterized. The transcript is spliced from 5 exons. NCBI's taxonomy places the organism in Eukaryota, Viridiplantae, Streptophyta, Magnoliopsida, Dioscoreales, Dioscoreaceae. The record is from RefSeq and is a predicted model, not a curated record. Bases 1 to 1914 code for a protein of 637 amino acids.
AUGGCGGAAGGAGGCGACGACGACGCCGUCCUCAGCGACAUCGAAGGAGAUGAUCCAUCGCCUAUCGUUCUCGCCACCGGCGACGCCGAUCAGUCCUCCGCCGCCGCUGAUCACCGUGUUCGUGAGCUCCUCACGGAGCUUGAGGAGGAGCGCCGUGCUCGGAAGGCCGCUGAGGAUGCCCGCUCGGAUCUUCAGACAUCCUUCGAUCGCCUCAAGGCUGUCGCCCAUGAUAUUAUUAAGAAGCGGGAUGAGGUCUCUAAGGCCGCCGAUCGUGCCGCCGGUGAGCUGUCUGAGAUGGUUAAGGUCAAGGAUGAAGCUGUGAAGCAGAAGGAUUUGUUGCGGUCGGAGAUGGAGGCUGCCGCACAGAUGCUGGUCUCUGGGAUCGAUAAGAUCUCGGGGAAGGUCAGCAAUUUUAAGAAUUUCUCUGCUGGUGGCCUCCCAAGGUCGAACAAGUACACGGGGCUGCCGGCCGUGGCGUAUGGCGUGAUCAAGCGGACGAAUGAGAUUGUUGAGGAGCUUGUCAAGCAGAUUGACGUGUCAAUUAAGUCGAGAGACCAGGCGCGUGAGCUGAUGGAGCAGCGGAAUUUUGAGAUCGCCAUCGAGGUCUCCCAGCUCGAGGCAACCAUCGGCGGGCUCAGGGACGAGGUCGCGCAGAAGGGAAAGGAGAUUGAGAACUUGGAGAAGUUGGUGGCUGAUGGGAAUGCCAAGGUUUCUCAGUUGGAGAAGGAGAUGGCUGAGCUACGGCAGUUUGGUGAGGAAUGUGAUAACAAGUUAAGGGCUUUUGAGACUAAAUUAGAUUCCCAGAGGCCGUUGCUAAUUGAUCAAUUGAAUUACAUAUCCAAGGCCUAUGAAGAGAUCCAUGGAAUUGUCAACAUCAUGAAUGGGGAUGCAUCAGAUCAGUCAGAGGCAUCAGACUCUUUGUUUAUGUGGAAAGAAGUGGAUAUGGAUAUGGAUGAGAACUUACAGACUUCUUCCGAAGGGACCAAGUCUGUUUGUGAGCUUGCUAAGGUGGCCUUGGAAAAAGUUAGGGAAGGAAUGCUUAAGAGGAAUGAGGAAGUGACUGCUUUGAAUGAGAGGCUUUCUGAAUUACUUUCAGAGAAACAGCAUAUUGGGACCUUGCUUCGAAGUGCAUUGUCAUCUAAGACAAAUGAGAUUUUGCAAGUUGCGGAGGAUGGGUUAAGGGAGGCUGGAAUUGAUUUAAAGCUGAAUGGCCACCAUAAAGAUGGGCUAGAAGAUGUAGAGGAAGACGAAGUCUAUACCUUGGCUGGUGCUUUAGAGAAUACCGUCAAGACAUCUCAACUCAAGAUCAUAGAGCUGCAGCAUUUGGUGGAAGCACUCAGGGCAGAGUCUGGUCUUCUAAAAGCGCAUUUAGAUACUCAAGCAAAGGAAAUUAACCAGCUAAAGCGUCAGAUAAAGCAACUUGAAGAGCAGGAGCGUGUUGCGAAUGAAAGUGUUGAAGGCCUCAUGAUGGAUAUUGCAACUGCAGAAGAAGAAAUUGCAAGAUGGAAAGCUGCAGCAGAGCAAGAGGCUGCUGCAGGCAGAGCUGUUGAGCAAGAGUUUCAAACACAGUUGUCAACCCUUCGCCGUGAAUUAGAUGAAGCAAAGCAAGCACUGUUAGAGUCAGAGAACAAACUCAAGUUCAAAGAAGAGACUGCAGCUGCAGCAAUGGCAGCAAGAGAUGCGGCGGAGAAAUCAUUGAGGCUGGCAGACAUGAGGGCAACAAGACUGAGGGAGAGGGUUGAGGAGCUAAGUCAGCAGCUUGAAGAAUCUGAAAAUCAACAUGACUCAAGGAACAGAAGCAGACAUAGAUACGUAUGUUGGCCAUGGCAGUGGCUCGGAUUGGACCUAGUAAGAAAUCCACAAGAAACCAUCCAAAGUUCUAAUGAGAUGGAACUCUCAGAACCUCUUAUAUAGAAAGUGUUAUGUUUCAAGUUAUUUUCAGUCAGUACUGAAGAAAAUUGAUAGUAUCUGCACUCCAUCAGCAUAAACUAUAAAUGCCAGCUCAGCAAAUUUGUUCUAUGACCCUUCUGGUUUUGUCGGUAUCAGUACACAUAAUGUAUAUACACACUUUCUGCUACUGUAUUUAGUGAUUCUUUUGUUCUCAGUGCAAGUCAACCAUCCAAAAGCAUCUAAGUUUUGAAAUUUCUGCAGCACUGUAUUCAUUAGGUUUGGUAUUGAAGAACAUGAAAUUUAUAAGUACUCGGUCAAUUGUUUUGCCGACUCUUGUUCAAGAAAGCUGUAAUUUAUAUGAGCCAUUGUGUCUGAGUACUCUUCCACCUCAGCAAAAUGUAUAAUAAAAUGGAUGCUAAUGCAAUUGGUUUA